GUCAACAAACAUCCCGAACCCCCGUGCAUAUCAACAACUGCGUCCACCCGCAUACAAACACACACACGCGUCCGGACGGCCUCGACACACUCGUGGAGCUCUCAAUUGCUCUUUCGUCACCGUCUUCCGUCGUCACCGUCGUGUGCUUGCGGGCGAUUCUUCUGUGUCUGACCGCCGCACUUCGGGCUCUGCUGUCGCUCCUCACUCUGCUUUCCCGCUCGGCUUUUCUUUGUUUCUGCUGGCACCGAGCUGCUCUGCUUCUUCCUCCGCUUCUUCACCGUGCACCGACUUUUCAAUCUCAAUCACAGGCCUUCGUCGUGCAUGUGGCUGUGAGCGACGCGCUUGGAAUCCCCUUUCUUUUCUUGCGUCCUGCAUCGCUUUGAUUGCGAAGACCUUCAGGCCGUAUCAUCCGCCGUCAGCCUGCUCCCUAUCGCAAUGGACGCAAAGCCUCAGAGACUUCGCGCUGCACCGCGCUUGCGUGACGAGAACGCACUUCCAACCAGCAUGGUCACUUCGAAAACACUGUACCACAACCGGACAAAGUCGACUCCCGCGCUUUCCUCGCUGCUCAAGAACCCCGUCAAGACGAACGCCAGCGUGCUCGGCGGUGCGACUACCAACACAAACAGCUUCGGGCUGAAUGUAAACACAAAUUCAAACUCGACUUUGUCCAAUGCCAGACAACGCAGCGCGUUUGCCGACGUGAGCAACACGCGACUUGGCUCCCGCUCGAUCACCGUCAAGGACGACAUGUCGAUUGUCAAAGAUGGUCAUGCUGCGCCAAUGGGCAAGACUUUCUCGACUCUGCAGCCGCUUAAGGAGGUCCCGGAUGCCAAUGUCGUUCCUCAUGCCAACAAGCAGCCAGCCCUCCUGCGGCCGGCUCAGCGACCACUCAACGCUGCACAGUCACGACAGGUGUCUGCUCCCCAAGCCAACCAUGCCGGGAACGACGAAAAUGUCGUUGCGCCGGGUGUGCAGAAGAGUGCCUUCGAGCCUAUCGAGCACAGGAGCAGCGACCCAGACCAAUUGCUGAAGAACCUCAACCGCAAGCGCACCACCAUCUUCCGAGAGGCACAGCCAGCUGCUGAGCAGGAAAACCAGGGUGCGUUGCUGAAGGAGCCUGUGAAGCCUCUGGUUACGUCGAACGCUCUUGUGCAUCAGGUCCUGGACGCGUCCAGGGACAAGAAGCUGCCUGCCAUUCCUGAGCCUGUCGUCCCGACCGUGCAGGCACUGCUCCCUGCUAUCGAGCAAGCGCGAGAUGAACGCGUCAACUUCGAGCAGGAGGUCAAGGACUUUUCACGCGAAUUGAUUGAGUCGAUAGAGCAGACGUUUGCACGCGCCGAGGAGCACAUCGCGCCUUCCCAUGACAAUGAAGUGGAUCGGCCUGAGCCCGAGAAGUCACUGCCAAUGCCGGUGCUGCCCUCAAGGUCGUCAUCACAAGACACCAUACCCCAGGUGGAGCCCGCCUCGCGAACGAGCGACCAGGAGGUAUAUCAGCUUGCCCUGGAGACGCAGCUGCCACCCGUCGACUCGGUCCUUGAUAGUUCGAAGCUCCCCUUGUCAGCCCACUCAGACUAUCCCGAGUACCUCGACGAGGAAGAGGACGACGAGGAGGAAUACUACGAUGCGGAAGGAUACACCACCGCGCGUUCAAUACGCUCGCGUGGUGACAACACUACCGGUGGUCUCACUACCAUUAUCGAGCCACGCGUGACGCAAAGGGUGCUAAAGGAGCUCGAGGCAGCACGAGACUACGUGCUGGCCACACGAACCGAGGAUGACAUUGAGGAUGAGGCAUGGGACACGUCCAUGGUGGCUGAGUAUGGCGACGAUAUCUUUGAGUACAUGCGCAAGCUGGAGAGCAAAAUGCGCCCAAACGAACACUACAUGGACAACCAGAAUGAGAUUCAGUGGUCGAUGCGCUCCGUGUUGAUGGAUUGGAUGGUCCAGGUGCAUGCUCGCUUUGGUCUUUUGCCAGAGACGCUAUUCUUGGCGGUAAACUACAUUGACCGUUUCCUAAGCUGUAAGGUUGUUUCUCUGGGUAAACUGCAGCUUGUCGGCGCGACUGCUCUGUUCGUGGCCGCCAAGUACGAGGAAAUCAACUGCCCAUCCGUGCAGGAAAUUGUGUACAUGGUCGACAACGCGUACACCGUCGACGAGAUCCUCAAAGCUGAGCGUUUCAUGCUCUCCAUGCUGCAAUUUGAGCUUGGCUGGCCGGGUCCGAUGAGCUUUCUACGCCGCAUCAGCAAGGCGGAUGAGUAUGACCUUGACACACGCACCAUGGCAAAGUACUUCCUUGAGGUCAUGAUUAUGGAUGAAAGGUUUGUCGCGUGCCCGCCUUCGUUUGCGUCGGCGGGCGCGCACUGCUUGUCUCGCCUUGUGCUAGACAAAGGCGAUUGGACUUUGGCGCACACGUACUACUCGCAGUACACGUACUGGCAACUGCACGACCUGCUUGCUAAGCUGGUCGAGUGCUGCCAGCAGCCGCGCAAGCACCACCAGGCCGUCUUCGAAAAGUACCGCGAGAAGAAGUACAAGCGCUGCUCCGUUACUGCCGAGGAGAAGUUAACCAGCCCGUCUUUCAAACUUCCGCCGAAAAACGCUGGUAGAGAGUCCGCCGGCACAAUUACGAGCAAUUGGCAGAACGCCUUGUGGAAACGUUUCUAAGCCCGGCCAUCUUCUUUAGCCCUGCCUGAUCACAACUCCAGACUCUCAAGCUUCUGACUCAUCCGUCGUCCGAACGACCGCGAUUUAUUCAUAUCUAUUUUCUAUGUUGUUCUUCUUUUCUUUGCGUUUCGGCGCGCAUUUUCGGAGCGGGCGUCUUUGUUCUCUUGCAGGUCAUCCAUUGCCUCUUUCGAUUUUUAGCUGGCGUAUGGCACGAUCGGAGCUGCGAAAUAUCAUAACUGACUUUCAUCUGGAACAAGAGCAUCGGCGUUUAGGCGUGCUUUGUUACAGCCACUGUCCUUAGACACCGACGCGUGGGAAACAUCUUCGGCAGGCAACUUUGCGAUGCCCGCCCUUUUCUGCUUCUUUCUUCACUGGCAACUACUGCUUUCACGACCCGACACGAAGGUUACGAAACAAAGAAAGAAAACAAGUUUGCUACACACUACAUAUGUUACAACUGGAAACAGACCUGGCACUGCUGCUACGUCCAGGUCGACCUAAUAUCUUCAUGAGCAGGAAGGCUGGGGUGGGCAUAAAAACAGAUGUUUCCAUCCUAUCGAGCCUUCCUCCUCAUCGACAUAUCUUUUUCUUUCAUUUUCUUCCCCCUUUCUCUUCGAAGGCCCCCUUAUAGACGGACUUAUACCCCAUGGAAGUGUUUGCUCCAGACGGGUGCACGGAGGCAGGUAUCGAGUUAGAACCGCAGCUUUAAAUGUCCUUGUCUCCUUCUUUAUAUGAAGUCCAAAAAAGAACGGAAUAUUGAUAUACAUAUAUAUUUUUUGUUUUCAAAAGAUGGGGAAACAUUACUUUUUUUUUCCCAUCCUUCGAUCAUCAUUGAUGCUUCAACUCGACUUUGUGGAAGCAGCAAACUUUGCAGGAGAGGCGAUGGGUGAGAAAGAAGAUCAGGCGAUAGAAUGAAAGAGGUUGUGUUUGAAUUGAUGGACGGAUGGAGUAAUUGAAGGGGCGGGCUUGCUGUGUCUCGAUACUGCGGUCUGUAUCUGCCCGUGCUAUUGUGGGAGCAAGUCUGUAAUCACGGCCAAAAUGGUAGCUUUUGUUCUGAACCUCGCCCUCGCCA
Molecule: messenger RNA, 3739 nt
Organism: Verruconis gallopava
Lineage: Eukaryota; Fungi; Ascomycota; Dothideomycetes; Venturiales; Sympoventuriaceae
Exons: 4
Coding region: 436-2667 (743 amino acids)
Biological process (GO): mitotic cell cycle phase transition; regulation of cyclin-dependent protein serine/threonine kinase activity
Cellular component (GO): centrosome; cyclin-dependent protein kinase holoenzyme complex; nucleus
Molecular function (GO): cyclin-dependent protein serine/threonine kinase regulator activity
Source: RefSeq, a predicted model, not a curated record